Molecule: messenger RNA, 3396 nt
Organism: Cynara cardunculus var. scolymus (artichoke)
Lineage: Eukaryota; Viridiplantae; Streptophyta; Magnoliopsida; Asterales; Asteraceae
Product: ER membrane protein complex subunit 1
Exons: 12
Coding region: 74-3031 (985 amino acids)
Biological process (GO): protein folding in endoplasmic reticulum
Cellular component (GO): EMC complex
Molecular function (GO): protein binding
Source: RefSeq, a predicted model, not a curated record
CCGCCCCUCUCUUUACUCAUCACAUAGAAACCCAGCUACUGACCUAGAAUAACCAAGAUCAAACUUAAUCGCCAUGGCAAUGGCGAUGAAGCUUUCCCUCCUUCUUCUCUUCUUCUUAUCGUCUCUAAUCCCUACCUUCUCUCUCUUUGAAGAUCAAGUCGGAUUCAUGGACUGGCAUCAACGGUACAUAGGGAAAGUAAAGCACGCAGUGUUCCAAACGCAAAAGGCAGGCCGAAAACGUGUUGUGGUGUCUACUGAAGAGAAUGUUAUUGCCUCCCUUGAUCUCCGUCGAGGCGAGAUUUUUUGGAGACAUGUUUUGGGAGCCAAUGAUGUUGUUGACAAAAUUGAUAUUGCUCUUGGGAAAUACGUUAUUACACUAUCAUCAGAGGGGAGUAUAUUAAGAGCUUGGAACCUUCCUGAUGGGCAGAUGGUGUGGGAAUCUUUUCUAUCGGGGUCAAAGCCCUCGAAGGCAUUAUUAACAGUUCCGGCCAACUUGAAGGUUGAUCUGGACAGUCCCAUUUUUGUUUAUGGCGGUGCAUGUCUUUAUGCCAUUUCCAGCAUUGAUGGGGAGAUUCUUUGGAAGAAGGACUUCACAGCUGAAGGCAUUGAUGUUCAUCAAUUGCUUCUUCCUGACGGGAGUGAUGUAGUUCAUGCUGUAGGAGUUACCGAUUUAUCCCAGUUCGAUACAUAUGAGAUUGAUGUGAGGAAUGGAGAGUUACUCAAACAUGUCAGCGCAUCAUUUCCUGAUGGUAUUUAUGGGGAAAUCUUGCCAAUUUCAAGUGACAAAUUUGUUGCACUCGAUGCUAGGAGGUCAGUUUUGGUGUUAAUAAGCAUCAAAGAUGGACAAAUUAACCUUCAACAGACCCAUGUUUCAGAUCUCGUACAUGGAUCUUCUGGGAAUACAGCUAUUUUACCUUCAAAGCUUUCAGGAAUAUUUUCUGUAAUCACGGAUACCUUCAUUGCUUUUAUUAAAGUAACCAAUGAAGGGAAAUUGGAUGUAAUGGAAAAAGUUGAUAAGAUGGUCGUUGUUAGUGAUGCAUUGCCCCUUUCAGAAGGCGAGCAAGCUUUUGCACUUGUUCAGCAUGGAGAGAGUAAGAUUCACUUAUCUGUAAGGCUGGUUCAUGACAUGAGUAGCAAUCACCUCAAGGAAACUGUCAAGAUGGAUCAUGAGAGGGGCUUUGUGCAUAAGAUUUUCAUUAAUAACUAUGUUCGAACAGACAGGUCCCAUGGUUUUAGAGCAUUGAUUGUAAUGGAAGAUCAUUCACUACUGUUGCUACAGCAAGGUGAGAUUGUCUGGAGUAGAGAUGAUGGACUUGCUUCUGUGAUAGACGUGACAACAUCGGAACUGCCCGUGGAAAAGCUUGGUGUAUCAGUAUCAAAGGUUGAGCACAGCCUUUUUGAGUGGCUUAAGGGUCAUAUGCUGAAGCUUAAAGGAACUUUAAUGCUUGCAACACCAGAUGAAGUAGCAGCAAUACAAAAGAUUAGGUUGCAGAGUUCUGAGAAAAGCAAGAUGACCCGAGACCAUAAUGGGUUCCGUAGACUGCUCAUAGUACUUACUAGAGCUGGGAAACUUUUCGCAUUACAUACAGGAGAUGGACGAGUUGUCUGGUCUAGCCUACUGCAAUCCCUUCGCAAAUCAGACAAAUGUACCGAUCCCAUUGGUCUCAAGUUGCACCAGUGGCAAAUUCCGCAUCAUCAUGCACUGGAUAAUAAUCCAUCUGUCCUUGUUGUUGGAAGAUGUGGACUUUCUUUGUCUGCUUCUAGCGCAAUGUCAAUUGUUGAUGCUUACACUGGAAAAGAGCUUCACAAUAUGGGUCCUGCACAUUCCACUGUGCAAGUUAUUUCUUUACCAUUCAGUGAUUCAACUGAGCAGCAGCUUCACUUGCUGAUAGAUGCUGAUAAGCGUGCUCACUUGUACCCUAGAACUCCUGAAGCUGCUGAGAUCUUCCAACGUGAGUCUGAAAACGUGUAUUGGUACUCGGUCGAAGCUGAAGCUGGUAUCUUGAGGGGGUAUGCGGUGAAAGGCAGUUGUAACCUUGAGGUACCUAAUGAAUACUGCUUUGAGACCAGGAAUUUAUGGUCUAUUGUGUUCCCAUCAGAAUCAGAGAAAAUCAUCGCAACAGUGACAAGAAAAGCUAAUGAGGUGAUUCACACUCAAGCAAAGGUUAUUGCGGAUGAAGAUGUGAUGUAUAAAUACAUAUCAAAGAAUAUUCUGUUUGUUGCUACUGUUUCACCUAAAGCCAGUGGUCCAAUUGGCUCAGCAACUCCAGAUGAAUCAUUGCUGGUGGUCCACCUUGUAGAUACUGUAACUGGUCGCAUACUGCAUCGCAUGAGUCAUUCAGGCUCACAGGGUCCUGUGCAUGCAGUCCUUAGUGAGAACUGGGUUGUCUACCAUUACUUCAACUUACGAGCACACAGAUAUGAGAUAUCUGUGAUUGAGAUUUAUGAUCAGUCUCGUGCGGAAAAUAAAGAUGUUCUGAAGCUUAUUGUUGGAAAGCAUAAUCUCACUGCACCUGUGUCAUCUUAUUCUCGGCCUGAGGUUACAAUAAAAUCACAAUCUUACUUCUUCACACAUUCGGUGAAAGCAAUAUCUGUAACGUCGACUGCCAAGGGCAUAACUUCCAAGCACCUUCUUAUUGGCACACUUGGUGAUAAGGUAUUGGCUCUUGAUAAGCGUUUUGUUGAUCCACGAAGGUCACUUAAUCCCACACAAGCUGAGAAAGAGGAGGGUCUUUUACCUCUGACAGAUGCUUUGCCAAUUAUCCCACAGUCGUACAUAACACAUGCGUUUAAAGUAGAAGGUCUUAGAGGCAUAGAAACUGUACCUGCAAAGCUGGAGUCAACGACCCUUGUAUUUGCAUAUGGUGUCGAUCUCUUCUUUACUAGGCUUGCACCUUCAAGAACGUAUGACUCACUUACAGAGGAUUUCAACUAUGCACUGCUGCUUCUUACAAUCGUCGCCCUCGUGGUGGCUAUUUUUGUAACAUGGGUUUUGUCCGAGAGGAAAGAUCUGCAGGACAAAUGGAGGUAAGUGCCCAAAAUUCCAUAAUAAGUUUCUUACGUUUAUUUGUUUUAUAUCACUCAACGAUGUUUGCGUCAACUUGUGCCAUGGUAGUCCCUUUGGUAGCAUACUAUUUUGUCGGUUUUGUUUCUUGAGGUUAGUAGCGUUAGAGCGAACUGGUGUUCAUUGAUGAACAACAUUCACACAAAUUUUUUACUCUAAUUUGUCGUAGAAUCUUUCGCUAGAAGAAACUCCCAUAAAACCUACUCAUGUUUUUGUAGUCGAUUUGUGGGACCCGCUAUUUAUUUCGAACCGCUGUUUUUUUGCGAUUGUUCGGGCUUGUUCAAUCGUUUCUUGGUCUAAAGAUUUUAGAUUAUUCCGAUGGAUUUUAUUUC